Messenger RNA from Trichomonas vaginalis G3, 1887 nucleotides. RefSeq lists its product as uncharacterized. The transcript has a single exon. The record is from RefSeq and is a predicted model, not a curated record. Lineage: Eukaryota; Parabasalia; Trichomonadida; Trichomonadidae. Bases 1 to 1887 code for a protein of 628 amino acids.
AUGUCAGGAAUUGAUGUCUCAUUGCCAAUACUACCAUUAUCUGACAGUGAGCCACAAGUCCAUACACCAUCUAAAAGUAGCCUAAUCUCUCAAAUAUCAUCUAUAGUUCAGAAUUUUCCAGUUAAAAAUCUAAAUUUACCACUAUUGACAGCCAAUUUGUCAACUGGGAAGCAAUUAGGAAUGAAUGUUCACACGUUAUUAUCUAUUAAUAAAGUACUGACACUUUCAGAUAAAGAAUUAAAACUUGUAGAAGGAUCAAUCUGCAUAAUUGUUCAAGAAGCACUAAAUUAUGUGAAAAUUAAUGCAUCAAAUAGCUCAUUAUCAAUUGAUUCGUUCGCGAGUUCAAACUCUGAAAUCGAAAUUUCAAACCUUAAACAAGAAAUUUUAGAAAACAAACAAAAACUCGAAGAUCUUACAAAAGACAUUACUAAAAUGAAUGAAAUUAAUCAAGAUUUACAAGAAAAUCUUAUAAAUAAUCAAAAUCAAAAGCUAAAUAUCAGUGCAAAAUUAGCACAAUUGAAGCAAGAACAGAGUAAUGAAAGAACAAAGCAUAUCAAAGAAACAAUUAAUCUUCAAGAAACAAUACUUACCUUAAAAAGUAACAUAAAAGCCGAACGACUGAAAUUGUCACAUAAAAGGGAAUUAUCGAAUCAACUACGAGAUGAAAACGCAUUAUUAGCCGAAGAAAAUACACAACUUCAAUUAAAAUUACAAUCUAAAAAACAGAAAAUCUCAAGGUUAAAGAGCCAACUAGCCAAUUUAAAUACUAAACUAAUGAAUAGUGAAUCGAAAAUCAAAGAAACAGAACAAUUAUUACAAGAAAAACCCGAAAAUUCAUUUGAUAAUUCAACACAACUCAGUUUAUCACUAAUUGAUAACUCCGAACAGUAUACAGAGGCAAUCGAUAAACUAAAUAACCAAUUAGAAUUGCAAUCGAUCGAAAUACAGAUUUUAUCAAAGAAGAAAACACAACUUUUACUACUUUUCCAUAGUCUGAAUGAUAUAUGUAGGAUUCUAGAAGCACGAAUUAAGUCAUUACAAAGUCAAAACAGAGUUUUAAACCAAAAAUCUUCAUUUUUCUCAGAAAAAUUAACAGAACUAACGAAAGAACACGAAGAACUAAAGCUGACAAUGAAUUAUAAAUCAGAUCUAUAUAACCAAAUACGAGAAAUUCUCGAAAUUGAUGAAAAUGAAAAAAUUAUUGAUGAAAUUCGAAGAUUAAAGAAAAAUGAUUCAUCUAAACAAAACAACCAACUUGUACAACUUAUGAAAUGCCAUAGUUUGUUUAUUUUACAAGUCUUGGAGAAUCAAAAUCCGGAAUUUGAUUUAAAUUCAACCGAAGUUUCAUUCAUUGACAGUGAAGAACACAACAACAAGAUCAAAGAACUUAUAAAAUUAGCCGAUCAUCAUAUUAAUGAUUUUAUUUCUCAAAAUUCAAUUAAAACAUCAAACAAAAGUAACACAACCAAUGAGAAAGAAAUCAUUACCAAAUUAAUUGAAAGCAGUUCACUUGAAGAUGCCAGACUAGUUUAUCACUAUCAAAUUGAGAAAAAUCUUUAUUUGCUGAAACAAAUUAAAGAAAUUUCGAAAGAAAACAAGUAUUUGAAAGAUAUCCUUUUAAACAUUAAAGAGGUGCUUGGUUUACAAUGUGAUGAUCAUGAUAUUCCCGCAGAAAUUGUUGAUAAAAUCAACAUUUAUAAUUCAUUCAUUCAAAAUUUAUCAAAAAUUCUCAAAAAGAAGCAAUUGAACGAGAUAACCAAUGAAAUACUCUUUCAGAAUAGAUUGAUAACUAUUCUAGAUCGUUCUGUAAGAAAAGAGUUACAAUUUGAAGGAGAUUUAGCUGAUUUACCACAAUAUAUCAUCAAAAACUUAUCAUUUAAAAAUUGA